Messenger RNA from Cucurbita maxima (winter squash), 1597 nucleotides. Its product is annotated as DNA excision repair protein ERCC-1. The record is from RefSeq and is a predicted model, not a curated record. Gene Ontology annotation, molecular function: single-stranded DNA binding; damaged DNA binding. Gene Ontology annotation, biological process: UV-damage excision repair; nucleotide-excision repair; mitotic recombination. Bases 134 to 1300 code for a protein of 388 amino acids. Gene Ontology annotation, cellular component: nucleus; nucleotide-excision repair factor 1 complex; ERCC4-ERCC1 complex. The transcript is spliced from 9 exons. NCBI's taxonomy places the organism in Eukaryota, Viridiplantae, Streptophyta, Magnoliopsida, Cucurbitales, Cucurbitaceae.
AUUCGAUGUGCCAUAGAAAUUGGGUCGAUUCGGCAAUCCUCCCGUCGUCCAUUGCCGAGGACGCAAGAAACACAGAAGAAAUUCCUUUCAACGUCUCAAUUUCCAGAAUCUGAAACAGCACAACAGGAAGAUCAUGGAGCAAGGAGACGAGGAAGAGAACUUACAGCAAACCGCCGCUCACAAAAAGAUGAAGACUAUUAUCAAGAUAUCCUCUUAUCAAGAAGUAAUCGACAGCUCACAGCCGAAGUCUCAAUCCUUCUCCCAAGCCUUUGCGUUCCUCAAAUCCACUGAGUUUUACUCACCUCCUCCUCAACCAGUCCCUGCCUCCUCCUCUCAAUCAUUGCCGGAUUCUGAUAUCACAAACCCUAGAAAAAAUGAUCAAUUAGACACUUCAUGUUCUUCAACAUCAGCUUCUGCAGCUACUCCAGCUAAUAGCUUGUCGGCGUCCAGCUCUGUUACUCGCAAUGCCAUUCUUGUCAGCAAUAGACAGAGGGGAAAUCCACUUCUCAAACACAUUAGGAAUGUGAGAUGGACUUUUGCUGAUGUUGUACCGGAUUACUUACUCGGGCGGAGCUCUUGUGCUCUCUAUCUAAGUCUUCGGUAUCAUCUACUGCAUCCGGACUAUCUAUACUACCGUAUAAGAGAACUACAAAAGAAUUUCAAGCUUCGAGUCGUAUUGUGUCAUGUCGAUGUGGAAGAUGUUGUCAAGCCUUUGCUUGAAGUCACCAAAACAGCUCUACUUCACGAUUGUACCCUUCUUUGUGCUUGGAGUUUGGAGGAGUGUGGUCGUUACUUGGAGACUAUAAAAGUUUACGAAAACAAGCCCGCAGAUCUUAUUCAAGGUCAGAUGGACACUGACUACCUCUCUCGGCUAACUCAUGUCCUAACAUCAGUUCGGCAUGUUAACAAGACUGAUGUGGUUACCCUCGGGACGACAUUUGGGUCUCUGUCUCAUGUCAUGGAUGCAUCAAUGGAAGAUCUAGCUCGUUGCCCUGGCAUAGGUGAACGCAAGGUAAGGCGGCUGUACGACACUUUUCAUGAGCCAUUCAAGCGCGUUGUUUCAACCCAUCCUGCCGUUCUAGAAACCCCAACCCAGAAUAAUACCGAACCUCGCUUGGUUGGUGAAGAACAAGAUGUGGAUGGGAAGAGCACAGAAGAUGCUAGCCAACACAAAAAAGAACCUGAAUUGAACAUCAAAUCAGCUCUGUCUGCUGCUUUUGCCAAAUAUUCUGCUAAAAUUGGUAAAAGUAGUAAGCCAGAAGGAGAGGAAAAAGAGCAUGAAAAUAGCAACUCGCAGUGAUGUUCACAAGCUGUAGAACUGACGGUUUGCUUGUUCAUGCUACUGUAGAGAGUAUGAUCACUUGCUACAUCCUUCAGAACACAACCCGAACGUGCUCGUGUGCUCGUGUUCUAUUUACGAAUGCAGCUUUGCUGUCGGAUGAAACGCAAGACUGGAAGUGAUAAAUUUUCGGGUACUCGGUUUGCAGUAGUCGGAAAUCGACGUGUAAAUUAUAUUUUCUUCUCUUCAUUGUUUGUAGCUGUAUCUUUUCCUGGACUAAUGACAACUAAGAUCUAUAAUAAGCAUGGUCUUUUUAGA